GUCUCCUCUUCAAUUUCUUUCUGCCGCCGACGUGCUGGCUAGUCUGCUGGUUCUUUCUCUUUUCUCAUCAUCGUCGAGCUUCCUGGAUCCACAAAGAGCAAACAAGUACCGUCCCAUCUAUAGAUACUGUAUACCGGGUCCAGUCUCGUGGUCACUUUGUCAACAUUGAAGUCAACUAUAGCAAAGUCCACCCUGCUCCUUUGAAUUCCCGUCAUGUCUUCCUCGACCCAACUGCCAUAUAGGCGUCCAUCUCGACAGGGCUCUAGGCAAGCGGCCAGGGACACCCGUGACGAUAUCCAGGUUCAUAUCGACCACUAUAUUGGCAUCGACGUUGGAACGGGAAGUGCUCGUGCGUGUAUCAUCGAUAGCAAGGGCGACAUUGUGGGCCUAGCAUCCGAAAACAUCGGGCUUUGGCAGCCCCAGCAAGGAUACUAUGAACAAUCUACCGAUGACAUUUGGCGCUGCAUCUGUGUUGCCGUCCAGCGUGCCAUAAGUCAACAUAACAUUGAUCCAGAUACCGUAAGGGGCAUCGGUUUCGAUGCAACCUGCUCCUUGUCGGUGUUUUCCAAUGAAACCGAUGAGCCCGUAUCUGUGACGGGACCCAAUUUCGACUCGGAUCGCAAUGUGAUCCUCUGGUUGGAUCAUCGCCCCGUCGAUGAGACCGAGAAGGUGAAUGCCACGAAUCACAACCUGCUCCGCUACGUGGGUGGGAGGAUGUCCAUCGAAAUGGAGGUCCCCAAGGUUCUGUGGUUGAAAAACAACAUGCCCAAGGAGCUUUUUGAUCAGUGCAAAUUUUAUGAUUUGGCCGACGCACUAACUCAUAUCGCCACCGGAAAUGAGAAGAGGAGCUUCUGCAGUGUUGUCUGCAAACAGGGCUACGUUCCUGUUGGUGUUGAUGGAAGUGUCAAAGGAUGGCAAGAAGAUUUUCUGGCCGAUAUCGGUCUUGAAGACCUGGCCAAAGAUGAUUUCAAACGAAUGGGAGGCGUUGAUGGGAACGGAGAUUAUCUUAGUGCCGGCGAACUGGUCGGGACGCUAUGCGACAAAGCAGCUGGCGAACUUGGCCUCCCCGCAGGAAUUGCCAUCGGAAGCGGCGUCAUUGAUGCCUAUGCGGGUUGGAUUGGCACGGUUGGAGCUAAAGUCAACCUAGAGUCAGACCAGCUGAGCUCCGGUGUCGCCAAUAACGACAAAACGCAGGCCUUCUCUCGCCUGGCUGCAGUUGCCGGGACUUCCACUUGUCAUCUAGCAAUGUCGCCAAAUCCUGUUUUUGUGCCGGGCGUGUGGGGUCCCUAUCGAGACACGAUUCAACCGGGCUACUGGAUGGCUGAAGGGGGCCAGUCAGCCACGGGCGAAUUGCUCAAGCAUGUUAUUGAGACGCACCCUGCAUUCAACCAGGCGGUUUCAAUUGCAGAGUCGUACAAUGCGAAUAUUUAUGAAUAUCUGAACGAGCACCUGAAAGAGAUGGCCCAUGAGCAAAAAGCUCUUAGUGUCUCCUAUUUGGGCCGUCACUUCUUCUUCUAUGGUGACCUUUGGGGCAACCGAUCGCCCAUUGCAGACUCUGGGAUGACAGGCUCUGUGGUCGGCCUUUCAAGCGAUAAAUCAGUGGAUGGUCUGGCAGUUUAUUACUACGGUACUCUUGAGUUCAUUGCCCUGCAGACUCGCCAGAUCGUUGAGACCAUGAACCAGGCUGGUCACGGCAUAACCUCCAUCUUUAUGUCGGGAUCUCAAUGCCAAAAUGACAUACUAGUGAGGCUUAUUGCGUCCGCGUGUGGCAUGCCCGUUCUUAUUCCCCGAUAUAUCCACGCUGCCGUUUGCCAUGGCGCAGCAAUGCUUGGUGCCAAGGCUGCCAGCGCCGACGCCGACGGUCACACGGAGGAUCUGUGGGAAAUCAUGGACCGUAUGAGCAAGCCCGGAAAAAAGAUUGUUCCCACGGAUGAUAUGAACGAAAGACGCUUGCUCGAUGUCAAGUACAAAGUAUUCCUUGAGCAGUGCUACAAACAGCAAGAAUACCGUGCUCAGGUCGAUCAAGUUGUAAAUACCUGGAAGCAAGCGUAAGUCUCGGACCCAGAAGAAUACUUUUCAUGGUGGAGGUUGUUUUUUUCCACUUUAUCAGCGGAUAUCUCGUUGGAUACUCAUCAAUAUAUGAAUGGAAUGUGCAAUUUUUAGCAAUGUCUUUG
Molecule: messenger RNA, 2174 nt
Organism: Aspergillus steynii IBT 23096
Lineage: Eukaryota; Fungi; Ascomycota; Eurotiomycetes; Eurotiales; Aspergillaceae
Product: FGGY-family carbohydrate kinase
Exons: 3
Coding region: 214-2052 (612 amino acids)
Biological process (GO): carbohydrate metabolic process
Molecular function (GO): phosphotransferase activity, alcohol group as acceptor; kinase activity
Source: RefSeq, a predicted model, not a curated record